GUUUUCCUCCCUCCUCAAAACCGUAACACGCUAAAUUCCAGUUUGAUCUGUGAGUUUACUUGGAGUCUGUCCUGACUUUAACCAGCUCCGCAGAGGCUGUCUCACUGUUUAACAAUUUGAAGAUUUAAAGACAUGACGUGUUUUGCCACCUUUUGGAAACAUUUAAGAAAACAUCGUAUCGUGGCGUGAAGAAAAUUGAGAGCAUCAAACGAAACUCAGUUCCAACUGAAGAUGAAUAAAAAGAAAAAAGUAAAGUAAAGCGAAGCAGAUCGCUUGAGAUUCAGGAAAGCGGUACCCGGACGAGUUUGAUUUUCACCACUCAGUGUGCGGAAUGCGAAUUUGAACGUGGCUGGAAGUAGUGCUAAAGCUUUCUAGAGAAAGAAGAAUAGGGUAUUACAUGGCUUUGGCUGAAUAUGUUACUGAGACAAGACGCGAAUUUCAGUCAUCCAAACUCUACUAGCCACAGCAGUGAAGAUAAAGGAUUCCAUGUCCAGACUCAGUUACCCUUACUUAUACUGGCAGUAAUCAUUGUUAUUCUCAACGGAACGAUCGUUGGUUUGUUCGUCAAGAAACGUUCUCUCAGAUCAUUCACUAACUACUUCCUGGUCAGUCUUGCCAUAUCAGAUCUUCUGACUGCCUUCCUGGCCAUCCCAUUCUUUAUAAGCUGUAACGCUACUGAGAAAACAGAGAUCUGUACUGCAAGUAAUCAGUUUUUUGUCUUCACCACUUUAUCAACUAUCUGCCACAUCGCUGCCAUCACAGCUGAUCGCUACAUCGCCAUCUUGAAGUCACUUCGAUACCAAGAAUUGGUGACUAAGAAACGAGUUCAGCUGGUGACUGCCACCAUCUGGUUGUAUUGUUCAUUCAUGACCGUCAUCCAGUUGUCCUGGACAGUCUCUAGUGAAGAAAGUCUCAACGACAUACCAGACGAAGACUACCAGAAGAAGGACCUUGUCUACACUAUCAUGUUCGUGAUAUUGGGAGUAAUCCCAAUACCGUUCAUGGUAUUGGCAUAUUGCCGUAUCUUUGUACAAAUUCUUCGACAAAACAGCUUAACACGUCAGCACAAUAGGUUAGUGGAAAGGGGAGAUAAAAAAAUCUGGACGUUUGAGCUUAGAACUGUUUCCAUGUUCGUAUUGAUGCUAUUGGCGUAUGUCUUCUGUUUGUUGCCUAAUGCUGCUUUGAGAUUGGAGUUGAAUAUCAACGGCACUUUAGAUCGUAUUCCCAUGUACGUCUUACACAUUAUUGUGUAUUUGUAUUUUAUGACUUCUUUUUUGAACCCGUGUUUCUAUGGAUUGGGCAAGCAUGAUUUACGCUGUGCGCUGAGUGAGUUAUUUGCAAAGACGUUUGCACAAAGAAGGCAGAUGAAGCAAAACAUGAAUGUGUCAUAUAGAACUGGUUGUGAUUCUGCCCUCAUCUUAUAACGAGAAAUAAUGAAUUUCACUGACAAAACUCGUAUUGUUUUAUUACGGAGUGAUAAGGUCUUACUAACUUCUUGAAAUGACUUGAGACUAGCCUGAAAUUAGCAAUGACGACAACGAUGGUGUUGACAACUGAUGACGUUAACAAUUAAUGUAGGCACAUAAUAAUACAUAAAUAAUAAUAGUUUUUUAAACCGCAUAAAUACUAAAGUAUCGAUGCUUUUCGCAAAUGUAGUAGUCCCCUUCACAGUUGCCUGCGCCAUCUUAAUCAAGGUAGAAGUGCCUUUAUAUCGAAGCGAGACGAACGGUGAGCUUGCAAUGAUAGAGACAUAGCUGUGAAUAAUUAUCCAAGGUAUUAAAAAAAGGUCUCUAUCAUAUCAUUGCAAGAUCACUGUUAGUCUCGCAGCGAUGCAAAAGCACGGCUAAACCUUUCAAGAUGGCGCAGGGAACUGUGAAAGGGACUAUUUGAAACUAAAACAAUAUGUAUAUAUAAAAAAAUCCUAAAAUAAAUAAAGAAUACAAAUAAAAUGUUAGGUAAAAAUAAAAUACAAAUAAACAUUAAAACGA
Actinia tenebrosa (Australian red waratah sea anemone) is the source of this 1988-nucleotide messenger RNA. RefSeq names its product histamine H2 receptor. The record is from RefSeq and is a predicted model, not a curated record. Lineage: Eukaryota; Metazoa; Cnidaria; Anthozoa; Actiniaria; Actiniidae. Gene Ontology annotation, cellular component: plasma membrane. Gene Ontology annotation, biological process: G protein-coupled receptor signaling pathway. Gene Ontology annotation, molecular function: G protein-coupled receptor activity.